AACCACACGCAGUGCCUUCACUCACUAAGCUUUCGCGGCGCUGUUUGUUGUUUCGAAUCAAAAGUGGGAUCGCAGCACAUUCCGGAGUAGUUCUGUGUAGAGUAGCCCAUUUGAUAGUAGAAAGUCUGCGUAUAUGCCCAUCCACACUUCUCUUGCAUGCGACAUGGUUACUAAGGGUUGUGUAGCAAAAAAUUUCCGAUGUAGCACGACGCCAUAGAGAACCGAAUCUAUGUACGAAACGUCUCCGCUAAUGUAGUGUCAUCGACCAGAUCAGCCUUGGAAAGCUCUUCCAGAGCAAUCACAGUCCCAAGCGGUGGACGACAAAACAGACGACAUCGCAGUGAUGAAUCCGAAGAGAAGGGCUUCUGCCUGUGACCGGCGAUCGCCCGACGUCUAUUCCACAUCAAGCGCGGCAUCGUCGACUAAAAACACAAAUAGUACUUCACAACACCAUCACGCGAGCCAAGCAGCAACCACCCUUCACGGAGCACGGCCUCGAUUUGAUCUUCAGGAUUGUCUCCGAGAGAUGAACUCAGUCAUGCGAGUUCUCGACAAUGCACAGUUGGAUCCCCAAAUGCGUCUGGACGAAUUGAACUCUAUUCUUAACGGUGGUACAGGCGGUGUCGCUGAUGAUUGUGGCGAGACAUUAACUCCGCUUUCAAUGUCCGCUACUCGCGAACUCGAUACGUUAUUACGAAACCAGCAGAGUUUGCUUCGGCAGAUCGCCGAUAGCCGCUCACAGCUCACGGCUCUAGAGUAUCAAUAUCAGCAGGCGGGUGGAGGUCUUCAGACUAAUGGAUGCGGUUUGCGCUCAGCGGUGCCCUUAAAAGUCGGUCGCGGCGGUGCUCAAGAAAUGAAUGCGGCCGUUCGAGUGUCUAAUGACGCCAACGCGCUUGUUGAGCGCCUUCGUGCACAGGUUCAAGAAACUGCAGAGGAGUACAGAAGAGCUCAAGGGGCACUUGAAAACGUUCGACUGACCCAACGAACAGCCGCCGCGGCGAGUAGAGCCCCAAUGGACUCAUAUGGUGAGCUAGAAGAGGAAGAUGUUUUCGAGAGAGCCGAUCCCGAAGGCGAUGCGCCCGUGUCCGACGAUAACAAAAUCGGCAAUAUGCAAUCGUCGAACUUGAGAUUCACUCGUCGCUUAGUGCCGCAUGGGGCACCGAUAAGCACGCCGUACACAUCGGCCGUCACUCCCUUUGAGUUUCCCGAUACCCCAGAGCACUCUGAUAUCGAAGACAAGGUCCGUAAACUUAAUGAGACAAAACAGCAAAUCGAUGCUUUGCGCGGCAUGAUCAGUAAGCUUGAGGGUCGUGGAGGUCCUGUUCCUUCUAGAACGACACCGCGGCCAGUUCCCGUCUACGGAACGCCGACCGUAGGAAUACCAACGAGCUUUAGCCAACCGACCGUGAAUCCGGCACAACAACGGCGCCGCCAACAGCUCCACGAAAUCAAUCGUUCACCGCAGAAUAUCGAAACGCUGAUUCAGCGAGAGGUAACGCAACAAAACCAAACACCACUUCACACCAACGCGGGGACCGGUACUUCUAAUUCGACCACAGCUUCAGGGUCCGCCCCGUUACCAGGACAGGUUGCAUGUCGCGCAGGAGCCUCAUCCCUGAGCCAGUUGCAUCAAAGCGCUACCAAGAGGAAUCUCUCAGUGAGCUGUGACCAGAACCAGAACAACGCGUUGCGCACAGGCGUUCGACCACGAUUCAACUCGUGCAACAACAUCGUCCAACCACCAGAAGUUCAUACGUCUCAUGAGUUACAUGGUGCCUGGGUGGAAGGCUAUAACUAUCAGUACAACCAUCUAAUGCUAGAUGUACCGCCGGGAUACACUCAGCAGGGAUCGCAGCCGAGGAGCCUGACUGAGGCAGCCACCUGGGGUGGUUCCAGUACUCAGGAUAAUUCAGACAAUGGCGAAGUUGCAUCCGAUGAUUGUACUGACUCGGAGAUGGAGCGAUUAGCUGGAGGUGGUGCCGUGGGCGGGGACACAUUGGCUGAUCUGGACCCAGCGGCGGCAGCGGCUGCUACGGGACCCAGAAUUCUGCGAGGGGCUCAGCCCAAGGUCCGUGAAGAGCCUGCCGGAGCUGUUGGUAUUAAUGGGAACGGAAACGCCUGCGAUCACUGUGGCCAUCUUGGGACGUAUACGCAAAUGUUGACCCUCAGCUUAGUUCAAGCGAAUGAGGUUAUCAAUGGACAACAGCGGGAGAUUGAGCGACUGAGGGCGGCUCUCAUGCGUCCUCCAGUCAACGAUGUCGUUGGGUUUUCAUCCCGGUUGUGCCCCUUAAACAACCAGGUUACUCCUGGUUUGCGCGCCAACAAUUACGUAGACAACCUCAAGAGCCUGUCGACUUUAAAUUUGCUCAAUCAAUCAACCGGAGUAGGACUGGCUAAUACUCCCAUGGUCCCAAUGAUGGAGAGGCGUCCCGCGCCUUCAGCGCCGCCUGGCGAACGUAACGAUCUAGGCAGGGAGGAAGACCGUCGCCGUCGACCAAACAAAAAUUCGAUGAAUAACCAAGUAAAUUUCUGUAGCAGCAGCAGCAACAAUAAUAGCCGAUACUCAAGCAAUCCCGAACUUAAUAAUCGCGAAAUUGACCCGAUGGUUACUGCUGGAACUAGCGGAGCGAGCAAUGCUGGCAUUGUUAAUGGAGGCAAAGUUUCUUUGGCGCAACUCUCUCGCGAGCGUCUGGAGAUGCAGCCUGCCCUUGAUGCCGCCACAGCCUUUCUCACGACGCGAGCUGGCGAACUUUGCACUCCCGAUGUGCUCAUUCAGACAUGCCGUUGCCUGCUCGAUCAGCUGACUCCGGCCGGUGUAUCGCAUAAGCACAUUCUGCGUGUACUGCAGCCUAUAUUAGGUCAGUUUCUAGCGCGGCCCGUCGAACCCAGUCAGAUCGUGGAGACUCUCAGUAGCAUACUGCAACGAGAGCUCACGCAAAUCGCCAAAUCUGGAAAUGCUAGCCCGCCGGAGAGAACACUGGGUGCUGGCGUUUCAAGUAUCUUAGAUAGGUCCACUGCUGGUAACGACCAAAAUGAAGACACUGAAGGAGCCAGCGGCGGUGACGUAGAAGGGGGAGAAGAAAUGAUCGAAGCUGAUCGGGGUACAGACGAUAUUCCUCCAGAGAUUCCACCACCUCCGGGAGUAGUCUUAGGACCAAGUGAUCGUGAGCAGGCCGGGAGCGGUGCCUCGGGGAUUUCGAUCCCUUCACUCGACCACGUGCCCACUCGUGAAGUCGUGCAACCCAUUCAGCAGGCCAGCGGCGUUAAUUCGUUCUCGGUCGUCCCACCAGUUUGCGCGGUCUCUUCGGCAUCAGACGCUGCCGAAACAGCCGCUAGCACAACUCAAGAUAUCAACACCGAACUCGGGGGCGACAACUAGUUACGCAAUACUCGUCCCACAAUUAGAACGGUAUCUCAUAAUCUGGUGAGAGAACCACAAGGCCCACCCCUCGUGGGCGUCGUCUGCUCGCGAUGGCGAACGCUAAUGGAGGAAACAAUAUAUCAUCGACUUAAACUGGUGCAUUUGUUAUUAUAUGACUAUUACGGCGCUUAUAAAUCAUUUUUCUCCCUUGAAUGACUGAAUGACUGGCACUUGAAGCGGACCAGCUCUGGUUUACGAGGAUUUGACACAAUGAAUAGAAUAGGUAUAACAUAGACUGUAAAAUCUCGGUAUUUGUCUACGGUUUUCCGGUUCUGUGAGUAUGUAUCACGCCUUCAACGAGACUGUUUCCGCGCAAAGAACAAUAAGUGGCAAAAAAGACGGUACAAUAGGGAUGAGUGCUCCACUUAUAGGAAGCGGCUCCAAAUCGAACAUCGGUGGUCAUCUAUGACCACUAAUGCAGGACAUGAUUGCUGAGCGCACCAAUUGUCUGCAGAUGGCUGUGAGGGUCACGUGUACUGUCGCAUACACUUUGCUGACGUACAUGUCAGUAGACUACACUUCCCUGCAGUAUAUCACCACGCAGCCAUGCAUUACAAUUCGCUCGUAAAGCUAAAUAUGGCUAUAGGUGUGCCCUGCUUUUCUAUUGAUAUACAUGGUGAAAACAAGUGGAACGCUUCUAUUUAUGAAAUCGAACCGCACACAAGCAUUCAAGGUUUGGUGCUGGGCAAACCUCGGAUUCGUUCUCGACAACAGUUGACAAGACACAUUCAAUGAAUCGAAUGGAAAUACUAAAAUUUGAAGAAAGCCGUAUCGCUUGAUGCUUACCAAAUGAUCGGUGCAAAAAAGCACAAACCUAAUAGAUCUACAGGUCGGGUGGUAAAAAUGCUAUAUAUAUAUAUAUAUAUAUAUACUAGCAAGAGUCUUACUGAUCUAUUUGAAGUAGUAGGUACCACGGUACUGUAGCUAAAUAUAUAAAUCGCUAUAGACGCAUGCGUUCGGUUGGGCAAAAUAGAUUUGGCGCUGAGUAUUUAACGAAUCAGUCUGCGGUAAGCAACCUACGUCUGAACCGGGGCAAUUCAGAAAAAAAUUGGACUUCGCAAAUCCUUUAGAAUUUGUCCUCUCCUGCGUAUCAGCGCUACAUUCGUUCGGCAUCCGCUUGUUUAUGCGUUGUAUUCCACCUGUGUUGCACUUAGACAUAUCUAUAUUGCAUAAUCAGUGAAGGUUUGGAUAUGCUAAAUUAGUCGCGGCACAUUGAACACAAAAUCGAGCUAGCUCAACUAUAAUCGGUUAAUUGGCGAAUAUAUACAAACUAAUAUGAGGUUAAGCUUCUUCCUAGGAGAUGGAGGAAUAGAGUAAAUCAGCGUGCUGUAGAUAGGUAGCCGUGACCAUUGAUAAGGAAUCAAAUUUUUGUUCAAGCAAAAAACGCAUUUUUCUCAAAAACAUUUGCGAGGGAUAGAGUAGAUACGGUCGCUCGUUUUCAUGGUGGAUUUUGGCCAAUAUCUGACAUAUUAUGCUGAAAAAUAUUCGAGCAAACACGAAAUAAAAGGUAAGGAAAUAUUUUGUUCAUUUUGACGAAUCAAGAUAGCGCUGAACAAUAUCAAAGUACGUUUCAGAUUCGAUUGCGAUAAUAGUGAUAAUUAUUUUUUGUGUUCAAAGUUAGUGGUAUGGCGCUCAUGUUCUUGCGUUGUACAACAACUAUUUUUUAAAAGAUCUCAGAUACAAAGUAGGCAGGUUGUUAACUUGAUAUAUCAUAGUUUUUAUCCUAUAGGAAAAAUAAUAUAUCAGGUAAUACUGGACUUAUAAAAAAAAAUGAUGUACUUAAAGCGCAAAUAUAUAGCUGUACUGGGUUAUCACAAUACUAUUUUUAAUGACAAAACUUUUUUUGGGGUGUUUUGUCAUAUCGCAUGUAGCAACGCUGCGGAAACCUGUAAUAACAGAUCUUGGUGCAUAGUAGAACAAAAAAAAUAGAUGACUGUAUUCAUAUUUAUUGGCCAUUUCGCUUACGAUAGUAGAAGUGCUGUAAAAAAUAUAUUUUGUGUCCGCGAAAUAGAAACCAGUUGAACAACAUACGGAUUCUAUUUCCCGGCGACUUUUUAAUGUAACCGACAAUGAGUGGCGAAGGUAGAGCGUGCCAAAUGGCUUAUAUAUUAAACAUGAUCAAUAGACGUAGGCGUCGAUAGCCAACUAGCCGUCGACAAUAUACUUCCGUUCAUGAUGCUCGUAAUCGUUUAGAUGUGUCAUGAUUUUAAUGUUGGAAUAAGUGAUAAACAAUCAUAAUGAGAUGAGAUAUUACUAGAUAAUUAUAUCUGAACAAUGGAUAACGCGCUUAAAGCAAAACGGAGGAGAAUGAAUGAACAGCUCGUAGUAUAUUUUUAGGCGAUACCAUAAAAUUAGCGCGAGAUGGGUGUGGAACGGAGAUAUUAAUUUUGAGAUUUUAUAAUGGCUUUAGAAAAGCGGGCAUAACGUCUGUGAAAUUUGUAAUACUACUAAGCUAGUUGAUUCCAACGUGAAUUACCCGUAAUAAUAACAUUACCGCUUUUCGUAUGUACGAUUCGAGUAUCUUCUGUUCAACCUUAUUGUGGAAAGAAAGUUCAUUUUGUUUUCUAUUCUACAAGAAACUAUGGUGCGACCAUGUUGUGCUCGUGUUAUGAUUGAAAUCGGACGUUUGCAUUCAGUGAUAAUAUAUUAAUUUGUAAAAAUCGAUGGACAAUGGAAUGGAGCAGAGUAGCAUAUUUUUAAGCACUGGUAAUUAUUUUUCUCCAAAUUUUUGUUGCAUUCAGUGACCAUAUCAUGUUGCAAUAUAUGACACGAUAGCAUUUUCAGUACUUAACAUAGUUAAAUAUUGAGAGGAAGAACGCAUUCCUUAAACCUAAUUUUGACUCGAUGCUGUUUAAUUUCGACCCCUCAGUUUUGUUCUAUGAUAACACUGAUUGAGCCGCUUGUGCAGCGUUCCAUCAUAACCAGCCAUUUCUUGUGAGUCGCAGUUUUUUUUUUCUUUAUUUCACGAAUAUGGAUAAUACUGCCUACGAGUAAUAUCUUUUACCUUAACUAAGCAAAUGUUCCGAGUUUUACAUCCAAUAUUGCCUUAGCCAUCCUUAUACAUCCGCAUCGCUACAGACGGCUGACAGCGUCUAUUUUAGCACGAAACAAUGUUUUCUUUAUCCUAGCCACGAGCAAGACCCAUAACCCUGGACCAUUGCUAGGAUGAUGAAAAUCCUUGCAGAUGUUUUAUAUAGUAAUAAUAAUCAUAAUAAGACAUUAAUUUACGAGGCGUUUGACAUGCUUCGCAUUAAGUGCCCGCGGAAUGGAGUAGACGGUAGCGCCAGAGGCUUGGAACCAAAAGGCCUCGGGUUGUAAUCUGAUUGGGCACAUGCAAAUUGAUGUGAUUUUGUACUAGCGAAUUUCUUAUGCGUGUAACGCACGAAAACUGCACGUACGAAGUCAUUUCGUUUAUAUUAUUAUUAUUGACAACUGCUAACGGACUACAGUUGGAGAAGUAGUCUGUUACGACCCGUAAGCUAUUCUAAUUAUAAAAAGUGAUAUAUGACAUCACCAAUUAAUACAUUAGUUAGACAUUUACUAAUAUUGAAAUGCAAAUGAAUCAAUAGCUAAAGGAGUCAACAGUAGUAAAGGCAAAUACUACGCGUAUGGAUAAUGAUAGCUUGCAAUAGGUAGAAAACAGUCCACAUAGAAAUGGGGACGUUUCAGGUCGAUUGGAGCGCCUGCAAUGGUUGCCACCCGAUCCUUGUGUUGUAGAAGUAUCAUUCGUUGUUACUGUUGUUAUUGUUGUUGUAUAAUGAAUAGUGCAGAGGAGAUGAUGCAAAGAAACAGAUAAAUAAAUAUGUAAGCGAAUUGCUCCACAGAUGUAAUUGCGGUAAUAGUAACAAGCUAUAAUUAUUUAUCUCGUUGUUAUUGUUGUCUCGAUGUGUUUUUCCAACUACUUGUAGAUCAGGCUUGGGCAGUAUCGAAUCGGAAUGUCGCGAUAGUUUUGGUAUGCUGAACACUAUGUAUAACAGCUAUUGUGGUUUCAGAGGAAUAAUUUUACAAUUGAAAAUAAUUCUUACUAGCAUUUACAGCGCGCUCAUGUCAGAGACUCGAACCGCAAUGUUAGUACAGACCAAAAAAAAUGAGUCGUACAAAACACCUAUAACGAAUGGGUCAACUCAAUAACAAAUGUUACCGUCAUCCAGUAAGAGUAUGUUGUGCGCCGUGUUGUCUUGGCCAUUCGAUCACAACGGACAUGCUACGUAACCUUUCCAGUUAGUUUACAUGAACAGUACGUGCGCACGCGAUAACGCCAGACUAUCUUUUCAGUUUAGCCUGACUUAAAAUGUUCAAAGUCAACUACCAUCAAUAAGAGUAUCAAUAAGAGAAACGCGUGCUCACAUUUUGUGGUCGUCAUUUGGUUACCUUUAUGUGGCAAUUCUGAACCGUUCGUAAAGUUCGUAGAUACUUUGUUUUCGAUUUAUUUAAGGUAAUCGCCAAAUUUGCACGAAUUAUUGCUGGGUCAAGUCGUCAAUGUUCCAUUUAUAGUUAAGUGUCAGUAGAAUGGUGGUUUUACCUUAAGUGUUUUUUCCCUGGUUCUAGCAGGCCGAUUGAAUGCAAAUUUUAUGCCUUCCAACCAAAUGUUUAAAAUAUUAGGUCCUGCACCGUUGUUAAGCCCUCCUUCGGAUAAAUGGCUUCUUCGAGCGCAAGACGAAGUGUCUACGUCCAGUCUGUUAUCAAUUUAACAGGCAAACACUCUUCUUACUAUAUUGUCACGGAAAUACGUUUAGGUAAUUAUCUAUAGCCAUGCUACUACGAAACACAAAGGAGCACCUAUUUGUAAGUUAAAAUUAAUGCUUCUAUUAAGUAAGCGACAAGAAUGAUACUAAAAGUGUCACCCAUUAAACUACACCAUAUUACUAAAUACGUAUACGUACAUGAAAGAUUAGUAAGAUCAGCACAAAUAGGCGCCUAGGAUGCACGAACAGCUAAAUAUGUAUGGCUUCAGUCUUUUAAUAGGUUUAUUACUGUUUAUUCCAAAGUGAAGAAGGAUUUGUCCUUCAGUGUCUGGAUUAGUUAAAAUAUUAAUAACUACAUUUACUCUGACACGAUGAUAAUACAGUCUUCUAAAUUACUUAGCUCCUUGUUUAACAAACAAUGGAAAAUCAGCGUAGCAACUGGUGACCAUCGUCACUAAGUAAAUUCGGAAGCUACUUUGAAACAUUGGAAAAGUCGUUGAAGAAAAGAAUCAGAACUUUUUCAACAUUUGUAUUUUCUCAGAUAGAGCUUUAUGGCUAGUUUAACACCCGAGUCCUUAGUUACGAUUUACGCAUUAAAUGUGCUGUGCUAAGGUAGCAACAUUGAGUGUGAUGCUUUAUUUGCACGAGUCUAUUGCGGCAACGACUCGAUGUCUUCCGACGUGACAUUUAUACUCAUUUCUUUGUUUAAUCAUACUAUAUAUUAUUGGCGGGGCUUGAACCAACGAUUCGUGUCUUUUUAAAUCAAGGGUUUAAAAGCAGACCACCGCACCGAUACAUGUACUGAAUAAUUUUUACCUGCUUUUAAUGAACGGCACGUCUUUCAUAGUUUGAUGGUAACCAUGAAGCCUAUAUUUAGCUACGUGUCUGGGUGCCAGUGACACGUUCCGAUUUUUACAUCGGGUGCUUCCCUUGAGUAUUGCUUCAAAUUUACAGACACUGGUGCAUCUAUUAAAUGCUUAUGAGGCUCGCACUAAUAGCAUAACAGUUGGCAGUGACCGUGGCUAGAUGAGCCAAAAAGCCCAUCUGAAAGGUUAAGAUCUACAAGGACUCUUGUUGGGAUCUGUUGAUGAAAUUGGCUUAGGCAAGUGCUGGUGCAGCUGCCAGUAGAAGCCGGGACCAGUUUCACGCUCUAGCUGCAAAGAACUGCAUCUGCGAACGGAAGAUGCCUGCUCGCAGGUUUUCAGGUGUGUCAGUGCUGUCUUACCAGUGCCCUAGCAAACUGAAAAUAAAAAAAUCGAAUAAAAAUGUGCAGUGUUGAAAAAGGUUGUCUUUGAUCUCGAUAGGACAAAAUUCUGAUGUAUACUAUUCGUUUGCACAAAUCUAUUGAUUUACAUGUAUGACGGAAUGAAGACUUGAUCCGAUGAAACACCAAGUCAGUGCUUAAGUGUGCGCAAAAACAAUCUCUUAAAAUACGUUGGAGAUGUUUAUUGAAGCAACACCAAAUAGCCUUCUCUCGCAUAUCAUCUAUAACUCUAAACCCCUAAACUGAUCUUACAAAUCGUUAUUUUGAAUUCCAAGUUAUGCGUCGAAUAUGUGCGGACAGUUUUAUGAACGUGGUACACCUGCCUUUUUUCCUGAUUAAUGUUUAUUAUCUAAUAUUUCUCUGUGCUAAGCAUUCCCUCGGUGUAAAUAAAGGUGUUCAUCAGUUAAAUUUAACCGAUUAGUAUGUAGUUAUAGCAUGCAGCUUGUCAUGUCGACGUUGUAAAUGGACGGCUACGUUGUCGGUACGAUUUUGAGGAAACAGAAUUUUUCAUCUAUGUUUUCAGUCAUUAACAAGCUCAAGCCUUACUAUAGGCUUGCUAUAAUACCGUUUGAUUACAGUAAAAGCUAAUUAUUUUGGAUAUCAUAAAUGCAUAGGCUAACUAGCUUAACAUAAUUAAGCGCGUAUGAAGAAUUAACAUUAGUUAUAAUUUCGUAUACCGUAGACAUGAGAGAAAAGAACAUCUAAAACAAUAUCGAUUAACAUGAAAAAUCGACAAUGGCUCUUUCAAUUUCGCUCAUAUUCUGUUAUCGCGCAAAAAAAUAAUGGUGCUGAAAGCCAAAGACUCUGGAUUAUUUAAAACCGCAUAUAAACAAGUUUUAAACUGAAACAAAAAGAUCAUAGGGCUCAGGAAUUCGUUAACUUUAUGAAAAAUGUCUUAUGUAAACACGUCUAACUUUACGCCUAUAAGUAGCUAAUGGGCUUAACAAGAAGUAGUCCAUAGUCGACUGAACGUAGCGCCACGUCGGAUAGGCUUAAGUGAAAAAUUUAACGAUAUAAUUACGAGAGAAUAAUAAUAUUUUAUUUUAGAUUUGUAGAUCCGAAAAAUGUUGCCUUGGUCUGACAAUACAAGACCCAGAAUCGAUUGGAUCGAUUUUUUAUUUACUGAAUCUCAUUGUGAUUUUACCGCUCGAAUUUGUAAGUGUAAUGUUAGCAAUUUUACCUGCACAAAAGGGUGUUUAAAACAAAGAAGUUGCUUAUGUACGUUGUU
Varroa destructor (honeybee mite) is the source of this 10598-nucleotide messenger RNA. RefSeq lists its product as uncharacterized. Lineage: Eukaryota; Metazoa; Arthropoda; Arachnida; Mesostigmata; Varroidae. The record is from RefSeq and is a predicted model, not a curated record.